Prorocentrum cordatum is the source of this 1836-nucleotide messenger RNA. Lineage: Eukaryota; Dinophyceae; Prorocentrales; Prorocentraceae. The record is from the annotation of a GenBank genome assembly.
UUUUGGUGUCCUUCUUUUCAGCGAACCGCCAUCAUUCCAGCUAGCCAUCCUAGCAGCCAGCCUGCAAACCGGCUAGCCAAUCAACCAUCCAGCCGAGUGGCCAAUGAACUGGUCAAUCAAUCAACACAACCAAUCCAGCCAUGUAGGCAACCAAAUGAGGGAAGCAGGCGGCAGGGGACGACGACGUUCGGACAAGUCUCUCCGGGCCUAUCGAGGCAGGCUGGGGGGGCCUCGGGCCAGAGAGCUUCGCGACGGCCGAAGAAGAUGACGAAAGUGAAGGGUUCCGAGCUCCAGAACACAUCAGUGCAAGAGAACACGCACCUUUUGUCCAGCGCGAGCCUGCUUGCUUACAGAGGGCCUACUUACUGGUGGACAAAAAACACUUCACACAUCGCAGCCGCGUUCAGGCUACGUGCCCCAGGCGCGAGGCGCGGUGGUUAUGUAUAAAUCCCCGCCUCGGACAGGCUGUGUGCCCCGGGCGUGUCCCGCAAACUAAGUGGCAGCAGAACCUCGCGAGGGACUCGAGGCGAUAGGCCGCUCACAGCAGCUCCGGCUUGUUGAAGUAGAUCCAGAACAGCACCGCGGGGCCCAGACCGAUGAUGAAGACGGCCCAGCCCAGCUGCAGCACCGCGUACCCCUGGUUCGCCGCGUGUGCCGCCUCGGGUGCCGUGAUCGCCGCGCCGAGCACCGCCAUCUGAGCCACGCGUGCCGGCGUGACGGCUGUCUCGGCGGGGGCGGCCGGCGCUGGCACGAACGCGGGCGCUGCAAGGCUGGCCAGGCACAUCACGGCCGCCACGCAAAGCGCGGCGGCGGCGAUGUGGGACGACGAGCGGCGGGGCAUUGCGCUGGUGAGGAGCGGUGUGGCAAGGCUGGUCAACAGAAACAGCUGGAGCCGAACGAACUGUGGAACGAGGAAGAGGAGGAGGAGGAGUCCGCCGAGCUUCCAAACAGUGGCAAGAUUGCACAGCGCAUCAGUCUAGUCGCGGCCAGGCUUCGGGCCGAUCUUGCACAACACAUCCCGCCCGAGCGAGACCCAGCCCCGAUCGCGGUCGAAGAACACUUUGACAUCUGGCAAGUGCUUAUGCACGGCACUCUUAGUCGAUGCUAUUCAUCUUGAUAUUGCGAGGGUUCCUGUCGCGUGAAAUUCGAAGUCGCACAUCGCCACUUCCAGCAUGAGCAGAUACUUCGAAUUGACGCCAUUCUCCUCGAAACAUGCGAACGCUCCAUAAGGCCUUGCCAGCGCGACGAGCAGCCAAGCAUGGUGCACCCAGGACCUUGAGAACGAACUGCUUCGACACCGGGUCCGUGGAGGUCAGCUCGUACUGGUCGACGGCCACCGCGAUCUCCGCCAUCCACUCCUUGAGCGUAGACUUGGCAUCAGCACGAGCGAAGAGUUGGCCCUGGUACGAAUGAGUCUUUCGAUCGAACUGGGACGCUGUCGAGAUCUGGAUCGAGUUCGGGGUCUGCUUAUUCGCCAUGGCCAACGCCUCCUCCAGAGCUUUCAUCUGUGCCGCCAUCUGCGCCAGGAGCGCGUCGUGGUCCGACAGGCGAGAGGUAUGUUCACGGAGUUGAGCAUCGACAUCAUCAAUGCGAACGACCAGCUCAUGUCGAAGUUCAUCCAUCUUCGGCGGUGAUAUGCUUGUCCAGCUUCGCGGGGCAGGCCUGCAGGUCCUGCGGGCUCUUGGCGAGGCACGCGUUGACGUUGGUGGCGGCAGGUCGACUCGGCCUUGACUGUGGCAGCACCCGUGGUUCCCACCACCUCGCCGAACGUCUUUUGGAUGUGGGCGAGAGAUAUCUUCUCUCUCUCUCACACACACACACACACACGCCCGCACG